Molecule: messenger RNA, 2621 nt
Organism: Caenorhabditis auriculariae
Lineage: Eukaryota; Metazoa; Nematoda; Chromadorea; Rhabditida; Rhabditidae
Source: the annotation of a GenBank genome assembly
AUGCUGAGGCUAAUCGUCCUCAGAAAAAAUUCGGCUACGACUUUUUCCACGACUUUUUCUAUUAUGGAAGCUGAGGUUCUGAUAUUUAUUUAUAUAUCACUUAAAGAAAACAAAUUCAGAAACGACCCAUUAGACACGAAAGCUUAGUUUUGGAAUUGGGGGCCAGAUCUUCGAAACAAGGAAAUCAAAAGCAAAAAAAGAGGAUACACUGGUCCGUCGGUUCGGCGGCCAUGCUGGUUCGUGGAUUGAGAAAAUUUUGAAGGUGCAGAAGGGAAAAUUGAAAAUUAACCGUGAAAAUUUUCAAGAAGUUCCGAUAUAGGGCGUUCUGCGCGAGACGGCCACGUUUUGAAAGAACAGAAAAGAAAAAGCUACCGUGAAUACAAACUGCUAAAAAGGUCUUGAGGCGAAUAUGCUCAAUUUUGAUCUCAUUUGGUAUACGGUCUUUUCGGCGGAAAGAAAAACGUGACAAGCUGGCGCGUACUGGUCAAUAGCUCUUCAGGAGUUUUAAAUUUUAGCAGCUAGGAAAAUAUUUUUCAAACACAUUUCCAGGUUCUUCCGACGUUCGCGUUUUCCCUGGGAUGCUGGCAGGUGUACCGCCUCCGGUGGAAGCUGAACCUCCUGGAGUCUUUGGAAGCAAGGCUCGAUCAAGCCGCCGUCCCCUUACCCACACCUUUAGAUAGGUUUUCAAUCAAAAAUAUUCUCUCACUUUCCAAAACUGGAAUUUAAGAGAAACAUUGAAGAGUUUGGAGUACUGCCGCGUAAGAGUGAGUGGAACGUUCUUGCACGACCGAGAGUUCAUCAUCAGCCCACGAGGACGGUUUGAUCCAGGUGAUUUGAGAAGUUCCAAAGCGAUCAAUGAACAGUGUUCCGCGCGAGACAGACUAAAAUCAAUUGUGAACUAAGUUUCUGCUCUCUUUUUGCAGUUUUGCUUAGAAAAACGGCAAAAAGACAGCAAAAACAAAGGUCUUAAAGCGCAGUUUGAUCAAAUUCAAUCCAAUACUGUACCUUUUUGCUGAAGAAAAACGGUACCCGCCGGCCUGAAUUUGACUAUAUAUUUUUUCUGGAGCGGUUAAGGGGUUUGACCGAAAUCAACAGAGCCUAAAUGAGGAAGAAAAGGUUUAAAAAGUGAAUUUAAUUUGGCUUAUUUGCUUCUGUGAAUGCUUUACGUUAUGAUAAAUGAGGAAAAAGGUCCUGACAACAGUGAUAAUUCAUUCUCUUUUGCUAGAAUACAGCGGGACUAGCUCUGCGAUUUGAACUCUUUUUCAUCACGAUCAGUGGAAAAGACAAAAAAUUUGUGAGCGAAAAAAAGUUCGUCUUCUUUGUUUUGUAUCAUCAUAUCUUGAGUUGAUAUUUCAAUACUCAGUUGAAAUAGGUUGUUUUUGUUUAAAUAAGUUUUUAAAUUUACAGUAUUAGUUUGGAGAAUAAACUAUCAUUUCUAAAUUUAAUUUCAAAUGCAGGCCAAACUACCAGCGCUUCGACUGGAUCCCUUUUGUCGGAAAACGACCUCUCCAGCCAUGGUGGCCAUAUCAUAACGCCUUUCCGGUUAGAGUCCAGUGGGUUGGUAGUUUCCCACGAUGCUCUUUUGAGAGUGUCAGUUUGCAGGGAAGUCAUCUUGGUGAACCGAGGCUGGGUGCCGCAGUUCUUGUUUGACCCGGAAGCUCGGACCAAAACGCAACCUCGUGGAGUUGUGUUUUUUGAUGCGAUCGUCAGGAAAACGGAAAAGGUAGACUCGAUAAGUUGACGCUCCAGGCGUCCCUUCCAAAUGAGUCAAGGGGUUUUUCAAGUGAAUGCCGGCCACACCGAGCUUGUAGAAGAUAUUUUUUGUUUGACAACCUGAGUGACCGCGUUUUUAAGCUUUUAGAAACCCUCUUGAUGCGAAAAGUCUGCUAGUGACUUACAAGGUAGACCAUUUUGCUUCGUAGUUGAAAAUUUUCUGAAAAUUUGCUGAAAUACCCUAUGCAAAACUUCUUAGUUUUUGAGAAACGAGGGCUCAAAGUCCCGAAAUGACCAAUUUCAACGGAUUUUGAGGGUUUUCUUUGAGUUUAAAGGGACUUUUUAGCAAAAACUAGUUGUGCAGCUUGAGACUUCCAGAACCUUCGCCAUUUAAAUCAAAAAGUGUUCUGACCAAUACUCAGGAAAUUCCCAACCGCAAAGAACCAUCCUUGUCAGACCGUCAGUUUAUAGUGAAUACCCAGUAAUUGAGGUCCUCCGAGAUUAAUGGCUUUCAGCGCCCCCAAUUUGUCGGCCAGAAUAUCCCCGAACGCGGCGUUUGGUACUACCGCGAUUUGGAGCAGAUGGCCAAAACUUACGGUACUCUGCCAGUCUGGGUCGAUGCCGCUUUUGGUGGGUUCACUUUAAAUAAAUAGCAUUUGCAAAGAUCUCAACUUGGGCAAAAAUAAAAUAUCAUGUUUCGCCCAAAAGUACCUUUCUUUUCAAGAAUCAACGAUUCCCGGGGGACCGAUUGGUGGCCAGACCAAUGUGAACAUCCGGAAUGAACACCUACAAUAUCUACUUACAUGGUAAUUUUAACAGAGAAACUUCCAAUCAUUCUGAGCGAAAUUUUCAGGUUCUCAUUAACCGCAGUCACUUUGGCCAUGUGGUUGCAUCGGUUCCGGAGAUAA